This is a messenger RNA of Aspergillus pseudoviridinutans, 318 nucleotides long. RefSeq lists its product as uncharacterized. The record is from RefSeq and is a predicted model, not a curated record. Bases 1 to 318 code for a protein of 105 amino acids. The transcript is spliced from 2 exons. Lineage: Eukaryota; Fungi; Ascomycota; Eurotiomycetes; Eurotiales; Aspergillaceae.
AUGGAGCUACGCCCGAAAUGCUUGCAGCUUUCUAACCAUCUGCUCCGAUCCUGCAGCGAGGAAGAAAUUGAGAUGAGCCUAAUAGAUCCCAACUCGACCUUGGAAGCUGCCAGCGACGACGACCCUCUAGCCAAAUACUUUGAUCCGCACACGUCCGUACUGCACAAGCACAUCCUUGAGCCUCCCUCUCCGCCAAUAGCGGCAUGGGAACGAGACCUCCAGCACGGCAUCGACAACGGGCGAGGGUUGACUGCGUCGAUAGAUCGUUUUGUGGAUCGGGCCGUUAGACGCGUCGAGUCUGCGAUAGGUCAUCCAUGA